AUGUCGAUUUGGGAAGACCUCUGGGAUGACCCCUCCGACAACCCUGUAACUCUCCACGGCUUCACCGCCGUCCCCGCCUCCGCCUCCGCCCUCCUCACUAGGACUCCCGAAUACCCCGCGCCCACUGCCUCCGCCCCGCCGCUCUCCGUCUCCGAUACCCCAAUUCCCAACACGCCUCUAGCUAAACGAAUCCAGGCAUACGCCCUCGAGCACCUCCCCACUGCGACCUACAACCAUAGCAGUCGCGUCUACCACUUCGGCCUAGCCAUAAAACGCUGGCGAUUUCCCAGCUGGUCGUUCAGCGAUGAGACAUACUUUCUAGCUUGCAUGCUGCAUGAUAUUGGGACGACGGAGGAGAAUCUGCGGAAGACGAGGUUGAGCUUUGAGUUCUAUGGGGGCAUGCUGGCGAUGGAGGUGUUGAGGAAAGCCGGGGGAACUGAGCGGGGGGACAAGGACCUGGUGGCGCCGGUGGAGCAGGUUGAGAGUGUGGUGGAAGCCAUUAUUCGACAUCAAGAUCUUUGCGAGGUCGGGAAUAUUACGGCGGUGGGGCAGUUGUUGCAACUAGCGACGAUUUUCGGACCUCGUCAUCCAUGCACGAUCCAUAAUGUAAAUGUGGCGUUUCCCCGAUUGAAGUGGGCAGAUUGCUUCGCGGCUACCAUUCGACAAGAGAAUAGCUUGAAGCCGUGGGCGCAUACGACGGCGCUGGGGGAAGAUGAGUUUCCGGCUAAAGUGCUGGGCAAUAAACUUAUGGCGAAAUAUGAAUGA
Molecule: messenger RNA, 765 nt
Organism: Histoplasma mississippiense
Lineage: Eukaryota; Fungi; Ascomycota; Eurotiomycetes; Onygenales; Ajellomycetaceae
Exons: 3
Coding region: 1-765 (254 amino acids)
Source: RefSeq, a predicted model, not a curated record